GCAGAAAAGCUCGCGGAGCCGGUGCUCGGACCGUGUUAAUGAGUUCAGCUGCCGAUGAAGAAUAAGGCUGCGAUUCAUAUAAAAACCAGAAUAUAUCAUCCAACAGACAAUAUCUUAUAUUAAUACAAUGAGUGGCUAUCUAGUACCUAUCAAAAUUAUGCCAGAAGAGACAAACUAGAACUACUUAGUAGGCAAAAUGUCGCUCACAAAAAUCGUCACACCCCCUGACACGGCUCGCAUGCGGGAGACGGCUAACCCUCAGUCGGGCUCAAUACUCUUCGGGGGACUGCCUUUGGAAAUUCGAGACAUGAUAUAUGUCGAGUGCUGGAAAGUAUCCGGACUUAAUCAGCAUAUCUUCAUCCGUGCUGGGCGUCUAACACACUGGCCAUGCGCGUUAUCAUCCGACGAGGUGGAUGAAAGACCCGACGAGCUUCAGCGGAUGCUCGAAGCCCAGGAAACCCAACGGAGGUCACGUACACGUUCUCUAAAAUUAGAUGACAAAUGGACUAGAAGGUUUUCAUCUCCAUGGCACAAUCAUUGGCGGUGCGAGGAAGAGAUGGAGAUGAUGACUAACGAGAGGACUGGUCUUGAUCAUCUACCACGCCCCAAUCGCACUCUUUUCUUGCCCAUCCUACUAGCCUGCAAGAGAACAUAUCUCGAAUCUCGCCCCAGCCUCUACGCCAUGAUAACCCCAAUAUUCACCUCCCUACCAGCCGCCCACGCCUUCUCAACCCUCUCCCCUAAAACCGUAUCCUCACAACUCCAUUCCCUCUCCUUCUCCUUAGCCCUCCCCAUCGAAACCCUCCACCAGCACCAUCAACAAACCCACCCCACCGACCCCCCUGGCCCCUGGGCCGACCUAUGCACCCAUCUCUCCAACCUAGUCCGCUUCGCCGCCCUCCGCGACGUAACCCUCCGUCUCGCCGUCUCCGCUACGGAUACCACCACCGACUACAUCAACCGCAGAAACGACGACACCGACUCCAUAAUCAAAGUCGCAAUCGGCCCCACGUGGCGCGACCUCCCCUCGUGGCCAUCCGUUCGUGAACGCUGGGCCCUUAGCGCCGUACGCGGGUUACUCGCUAGACGGCUGGUCGUGCAGCUGCCGCUUGUGACGCCGACGUAUAGGUAUCCGGAGUGGGUGCGGCAGUUCCAGUAUCUGGAAGAUGAUGCGAGGGGUGUGCCGUUUCGGCGGUUGGAGAGGUAUACGGCGUUGCCGGCUAUGCGGUUGCGGAAAGAUGUGGGGAUUGGUUCGCGUGGAGAUGGGAGCGAGUUUAUGGGAGGUGGGGAGAAGGGGAGGGGGGAGACGAGGUUGCAGAGGACGAGGAGGAGUGUGAGGAGAUUGGUUGGGGGGUUGAAGUCAGGUUAGAGUCUGCCUGGAUGUCUUUGAUGAAUUCAUACUCUACAGUCCUAUGAUCCUCGGAGCUCGCAUGUAACAUGCAUUUAUAACAUCACGGAAAUAUAUUGAUACCCAGUACGUUCACGUCCAUGGCCCGUUUAGAUAUUACCUACUACUAGUUGCUUCACUAGAUUUCAAUGGCCCUUUGAGUGCCGCUUCAUCGUAUUUUAGCCCCUUUACCAUUAGCCUCCCUGAAUUUAGCUUCCUUUUCCUCUAUCUUGCGCUUCUCUUCCGCAACAAAACCCGCGACUAGGGUUACGGCUCGCAUGGGGGC
Molecule: messenger RNA, 1673 nt
Organism: Annulohypoxylon maeteangense
Lineage: Eukaryota; Fungi; Ascomycota; Sordariomycetes; Xylariales; Hypoxylaceae
Exons: 2
Coding region: 197-1369 (390 amino acids)
Source: RefSeq, a predicted model, not a curated record